Messenger RNA from Theileria orientalis strain Shintoku, 501 nucleotides. RefSeq names its product 50S ribosomal protein L17. Gene Ontology annotation, biological process: translation. The transcript has a single exon. Gene Ontology annotation, cellular component: large ribosomal subunit; ribosome. Lineage: Eukaryota; Apicomplexa; Aconoidasida; Piroplasmida; Theileriidae. Gene Ontology annotation, molecular function: structural constituent of ribosome. The coding region runs from base 1 to 501 and encodes 166 amino acids. The record is from RefSeq and is a predicted model, not a curated record.
AUGUCCAGCCUUCUAUGGAUUUGUAUUAAGAUCAUUUGUUUUUAUUCAAUUUUUAGGCUUUGUUCUUUCAAUUUUAAAGCUCAUUCUUUUGUUAAUCUUUCUGCUCACAAUUCCCAUAAGGUCGGCUCUUUUGUUUUAUAUGGCAAUUUGCGCACCUGCAAAAAGCUGAAGCGUACUCACUCUGGUCGCAGGGCUCUUUUGCGUGCUCUGACUACUCAGGUUCUUCGCCAUGGUCGCAUCGUCACCACCUUCAACAAGGCUCGUCAGGCCAAGCCUCGCGUUGAGAGGAUCAUCAAGUACGCCAAGAAGUCCAACAAGCGUCACGCCAGGAUUUUAAUUAACAGUUACUUGUAUGACAGGCGACUCACUGAGAACGUUUUGAGGCUUGCUCCUGAGCGUUUCAGGGAGCGUCAUGGUGGCUACUGUCGCAUCAAGCGCCUCAACUUUUGCAAUAUUGGCGACAAUUCUAACCGUGCCAUUUUAGAACUUUUAGAGUAUUAG